AUGAGUAAAAGAUUGAAGCAAUUGAACUGGAAUUUAGAUGGAAGAACUGAGAUUCUUUUGAAACAACUUACUGCUUACAUUUUUCAUGCUUUGGGUUUUGAUAUUGACUUUAAUUUGCAACAAAUAAAAUAUGGUCCCUUCCUUUCAUCAAAAUUCAAUAAAGCUGAAGCUUAUCAAGAAUUACCUCCACCAUUUGUUAAAGAUCAAAAUAUAUUGGUUUUCAAUAAAAUCUUGAGUCUGUUGUCUUACACAAAAUUGUAUAAAGCCAAAUAUAAUAAUGGUGAUGGUGAUGACGUCGAUGAUGACACAUCAGUUUUCAAUGAUGAUAUUGAAAGAUUUAUACCUUUAAGAUCACAUUCGAGUUUCGAGAAAUAUGGUAAUAAUAUUGAUAUCGGUAAAGUGUUAUUUGCUAGUUUGAAGAAUAUUUAUGUUGACACAGUUUUACUUAGGUUCUUAAUAGUCAACAAAUAUAAUUUAGAUAAAGCUUUAACCAGUUACAUUGACAGUUUGAAUUGGAAAAGUAAGAAAUUUAAUGUUGAUAAGAUUUUGAAUGGUGGAGAUGAAAUAAUAUUCCGUAAAGAUAGAAGUUGUAAAAUGAUCGAUUUAUUGAAAUUAGGAUACAUUUAUUUCCGAGGAGUUGAUAAAAGUGAUCGAGUUGUUUUCAGAAUUGAAGUAAGAAGACAUUUCAGAUCAAAUUGUUCUGAUAAAGAUCUUGAAAGAAUUGUAAUAUUAUUGAUAGAAACCGGAAUCUUAUUCUUGAAAGAAUCUAAGAAAGCUACCAAAGCUACAAUGUUAUUUGAUAUGACAGGUUUCACUUUAGCUAAUGCUGAUUUACAUAUAGUCAAAUUUUUAGCUUACCAAUUCAAUAAUAAUUAUCCUGAAUUUUUAGGAAUGAUAAUCAUUCAUAAUGCUCCAAAAAUCUUCUAUGCUAUCUGGAAGAUUAUUAAAGGUUGGUUGGACCCAAUUUUGGUUGAAAAAGUAAGGUUCACUUACGAUGCUGAAUUGAAAGAACUCAUUGAUGAUAAAUAUAUCCCCAUUGAAUUAGGUGGUGAAGAUAAUUAUAAAGCCAAUUAUAUUGAACCUUCUAAGAAAUCAUCUUUGAAACCAAUUGACAAUAGGUUCAAAAAGUUAUAUCAUCAAAGAUGUACUUUGACCUUACAAUUCAUUGAAUCCACUAUAAGAUGGAUUAAAGCUGAAUCUCAACAUGAAUCUUAUAAUUAUUUGAUUCAGAGAUUGAAGUUACAACAGGCUUUGUGUAAAAACUAUAUUGAUCUCGAUCCCUACAUAAGAACAAGAGGUGUUUAUGACAGAAGUGAUGAGUUGAACUUAUCAUUUUAA
Molecule: messenger RNA, 1338 nt
Organism: Yamadazyma jaroonii
Lineage: Eukaryota; Fungi; Ascomycota; Pichiomycetes; Serinales; Debaryomycetaceae
Source: the annotation of a GenBank genome assembly